Messenger RNA from Acanthaster planci (crown-of-thorns starfish), 5516 nucleotides. RefSeq names its product inverted formin 2 (gene inf2). Gene Ontology annotation, biological process: actin cytoskeleton organization. NCBI's taxonomy places the organism in Eukaryota, Metazoa, Echinodermata, Asteroidea, Valvatida, Acanthasteridae. The record is from RefSeq and is a predicted model, not a curated record. Gene Ontology annotation, molecular function: small GTPase binding; actin binding.
CCUGCACGCCUAAUGUACUCGUACAUCUACACGCACGUCGGACUUCAAAAUACAUGUACGGUACUGUACUUGCUGCGCUUUCAUGUACAUGUAGUUUUUCUUACAGACUUCGUUGCCACCCGAAGCUGACGCGUUGGUUCGAACAGUUGGAUUUUCUUCAGUGCAGAUUUUUGGAAGUCAUGUGGAAACUGUAACAAGAAGUCAAAACCAGAAAAAGAAGUUCCAGUCGGGAACCGCCGCAAUGUUCAAGAAGUUUGCCAAGAGAGUUAGUCAGGCUAACAGGCCAAACGAGGACCUUGUGGACUUUGGGGCCAACCUUGAGAAUGCAGAACCCGAGCUCUGCAUCCGGCUCCUCCGGCUGCCCACCCUCAACAACUAUACCGGCCUGAAGAAGCGCAUUGCCAACAGCGACAAGGAAUGGCUGCAGCGGUUCCUGGAGCUGGACGGCCUGGACGUGCUGCUGGAGUCAGUGGUACGGCUGUCCAGCCGGGGGAUGACCAUGGCCCAGGCCUACCUGCAGAUUGAGGUGGUGAACUGCAUCAAAGCAGUCAUGAACUCCAAGGCUGGGCUUGAGUACAUCUGUGAGAAUGAGGAGUAUACUCGCAAGCUGGCAGAGGCCCUUGACACAAACAACACACUAGUAAAGAAAGCUGUGUUUGAGCUCCUUUCUGCACUCUGCCUUUACAACGAGGUGGGAUACACACUUGCGAUUGAUGCCCUGGAAAACUACAAGGUUUCCAAGAAUCAACGCUAUCGUUUCAGUCUGAUUGUGAAUGAGCUGCGCAAGGCCGAGAUUGUUCCUUACAAGAUCUGCUUGCUGUCUUUCAUCAAUUGCAUUUUGAUGAGCACAGAAGACUUUGAGACAAGGGUUCGCCUGCGCAAUGAGUUUAUUGGCCUGCAACUGUUGGAUAUCCUCUCUAGUUUCAGACGGGACUUGUUAAGGCAAGAUGAGCAGGAGGAUGGUGACCUCAGCAUCCAGCUGGACGUCUUUGAUGAGAAGAAGAUGGAGGAUGAUGAGGAACUCUACUCGUGUUUCCCGGAUGAUGGUGUCGACCUCAACAGUCCUGUGGACAUCUUUGAUGCGAUCUUUAAAAAGGUGUCAAACUCUCCAAAUGCUGCCCCACUUCUGUCCCUCCUCCAAUCCAUUCUCCAGUUUGAGCCAGAUGACCCUGUCUCAGAUGUCCUCUUUGAAGUGUCUGACCGUCUGAUUGCUCAGCUCAUGGUGCUGGAUCAUCCGGAGGAUGUCAGGGAGAUCUUGAAAUGUGGACUGUCCGAAGUGGUGAAACUGGUGAAGAUGAGGGAGAUGUAUCAGACUGCUCGGCCGACCAAGGCAGAGAAAAAGGUUAAAUCAGUGGAUGCUGCCAUUCAGACAGAGGAGAUCACCAUGGUGAGACCAGGCCAGCAUGGGGGUGGUGGGGUGAAGGAAGCAGACGUCUUACAAAGAGACACAACAUCAGAUUCUCAGGCAGCACCCCCGGCUGCACCUCCACCCCCACCUGUGCCUGGUGUGGAUGGGACAAUUCCACAAACAGACAUUCCCCCAGCUCCAACACCACCCCCACCACCAGGCAUGGGUGGGGUGCCACCAGCACCUCCACUCCCAGGAAUGGGUGGGGUACCACCCCCUCCACCACCCCCAGGAAUGGGUGGGGUACCACCGCCACCACCACCCCCAGGAAUGGGUGGGGUACCACCGCCACCACCACUCCCGGGCAUGGGCGGGGUACCACCGCCACCACCACUCCCGGGCAUGGGCGGGGUACCGCCGCCACCACCACUCCCGGGCAUGGGCGGGGUACCGCCACCACCACCCCUCCCUGGCAUGGGCGGGGCCCCACCGCCACCUCCCCUCCCAGGCAUGGGCGGGGCUCCACCACCACCACCCCCAUUACCAGGCAUGGGGGGUCCCCCACCUGCUCCACCCCUUCCCGGCAUGAGAGGCCCACCACCUCCACCCCCUCUAGGAGGCGUUAUCAGACCAGCAGUGGCCCCUGUUCAGUACGGAGCUCCACCUCCACCAGUUGCCCCAAAACCAUCAAAGAAGCUGAAGAUUCUAAAUUGGUCCAAGAUCCCACCGAACAAAGUAAUGACACCACCUUCAUCAAAUACCAAGAAGAACAUCUGGCGCAGUAUCAGCGAGAAUCCACAGCAGCAGACCGUCAUGUCCCCCGAGUACCAGGCCCUGGAGGAUCUGUUCAGUCAGAAGGAAGCCAAGAAACCUGGACAAGAUGAGCAGAAAGUGAAAAAGAAAGAACCCACGGAGAUCAACCUCUUGGAUGGUAAGAGAAGCUUGAAUGUCAACAUAUUCCUGAAGCAGUUCCGACUGCCCAAUGAGAAGAUUAUAGGGCUGAUUGAAGGGGGAGAUGCAGAAGCAUUUGGAGGAUCUGAGAGGCUGAAGGGACUCAUCAGGGUCCUCCCUGAAAAGGAUGAGAUUGAUAUGAUAAAGGGUUUUGAUGGUGACCAGGAAAAGCUAGGGUCUGCAGAAAAGUUCUUUCUCUUGCUCUCCAGUGUUUCAAAUUAUAAGCUCCGCAUUGAUGGUAUGUUGAUGAAGGAAGAGUUCACUGCCAAUAUGGCAUACCUGAAGCCGUCACUAGCCACUCUACAAAAAGCCUGCAAUGAUAUCCUGGAUAGCAAGACCCUGGAGGAAUUCCUGACAUUAAUUUUAUUGACUGGAAACUUCAUGAACUCUGGAGGUUUUGCCGGGAAUGCCAUGGCCUUCAAGGUGUCGUCCCUGAUGAAGUUGAUUGACACCAAAGCCAACAAGCCGCGCAUGAACCUGAUGCACUACAUUGUGGAGAUGGCCGAGCAGAAGGACAAGAACAUGCUGUCCUUUCCUGAUGAAAUGAAAAGCCUCAACGAAGCCUCAAGAUUGUCAGUGGAUUAUCUGGCGGGUGAGAUUAACAUGUUAGGAAGAAGUCUGGAGAAAUUGCAAAAUCAACUUGAAAAUGCAGCUAAAGAAGUCCGUGAACAACUCCAGAACUUUAUCAAGGAAGCCCUAAGCCAAUUAGAUGACUUGAAAGAAGAGCUGAAGACCAUCAAUAAACUGACUGAGGAGCUGGCUAUCUACUUUGUGGAGGACGCCAGUAAAUUUAAACUGGAUGAGUUCUUCCAGAUCUUUAAGACUUUCGCUGAGCGCAUCAAAACCUGCCAAGAGGACAAUGAAAAGCGACGUAUCCAGGAAAAGAAGGCCGAGGAGAGACGUAAACAGAAGGAGGAAAUGGAGAAGAAGAAAGCUGCAGGGAAUGGCCAGGGGAAGAAGGUGGGAGUACCGCCGCCAGUUGAGGAGGAUGGAUGUAUUGUAGACAACCUCCUCAAAGACAUCAGGAAGGGAUUCAAACUCAAGAAGACUCGUCUGUCAAGCACAGAUGUCAACGAGCCCGCAAGUCCUGGUGGAAGUAGCUUGAAACGAUCCAGACUGUCCUCCCGCAGGGCCCGUCCAUCAAUGCGAGGUUCGGCGUCGGAGAGUAGACCACCACCCCCACCUAUGGUCCAGGAAGAACCUAGGCCAGAAGAUGUGAAUCUUUCCAGAGGCAGUGGGAAUGACCUCAACAGCAUCCCUCAUAAGACCCAGAGCAUCUCCAGCUCGGGAAGCGAGGAUGUCUUCAACAAAGACAGCAACUCAAGUUCAGAAGAGUUGACACGAAAGUUCUCCAUUGAGAAGCAAGUAGAGGAGAUGAACAGAUUGAACAAUGGCAGAGCCAAGACUGUUUUAAACGGUGAUGUGACUGAGAACGAGGAUGUGAGAGCUAUCGCUGUCAAGAAUGUUGAAAUCAAGGAUAUUUCAAAAGCUUCAAAAAUAGAAGAAAGUACUCGGGAAGAAGUGACAGAAGAGCCACUCCACCAGGAAGUGAAAGCUGUGGAAGAACCUGUUUCACAUGCACAGGAAAUGAAGGAACAACCUCAGGCAGAAGCAAAGAUUCAAUCUAAAAUUAUCAAAGGAACUGUUAAGGCCAAGGAAGUCUGUCCUGAGGAAGUACAAAUUACUAUGCAAGAAAACCUUUCUAUGCAAAAAGUAAAUUCUGCACUGCCAGAACCGGCUGUGGAGAGUAAAACUCCACAGUCCUCUCAGUUUGAAAUCCCUGGAAAGGGUGUCCAUGCAGAAGAGAAGUCUGUCCAGAAACCAGUGAAAGGCACGGAGCUGCGCCAUAUCAGUGCACCUGUCUAUCCAAUGGAAGAACAACUGAAAGAACCUCAGCUCAUGGCAGAUCUGGCCCCACUCAGUGAGGAUAAAAAAGAGCGGCCAAAAAGCGGACUCUUCCGGCUGUCUCCAUGGCAAGCCACCAUGACCUCUGCUCCAAGAUACAAGAAAACUGAGAGUCUCCAGGAGGACUUUGCUCAGGCUGUCCCCAUGGAAGUCGCAACUGCAGAGAGCUUCAUGCCAGUACAGGAAUCAGUGACAGUGACGCCUCCAGCCAUGCGGGCAAAAGUCCAGACCAAACCAAAAGUCAAAACAAGUCCCAAGCGUACCAAUGCGAAGUUGCUCUCCACGUCCAGAAGCCCUAGCUCCCCAACAAAGAAAGUAACUGCCGAUGAGAAUGUGUGGGAAGUCAUGCAAUCCCCAACUGAAGCUCACAAAACUGAUCCCCCUUCUGCAACUUGUUCCGAUGACAAUAACGAGGAGUUACCAAAGGCCUUGCCACUGCCAACACUAGCACAAUCAAAUGAACCUGAGAAUAAUGGAAACGAAGAAGCCUUCACACACAUUCAGGCGGACGAGGCUUCUCCCGUCAGUGAUCUAAAAGAAAGCCCAGCAGAGACAGUUGAACCAUCACUCCCAGCUAAGGGUAAAACACCUUUUUCAGGUUCCUCAUCAAAAGUUCCAGGAAGGAGUUAUCCUCGACCAGUUCCAUCACGAGGACUUAUCAAUCAGCCAGCACAGAUAGGCACAAGUCAUGAAGCAUGUAGCACCCAUGCAGCAGGCUUUAACAUGCCCGACACGUCGGGCAGUGAUGCCUCUAACAAACAUGCUGCUAGCAAGCGAGGCACGACAAAGGUGAAAAAGAGCAAGAGCUUUCUGAGAUGGCGCAAACCCAAGGAGCAACAACGCAGCGGCAGUGAGGGGAUGGAGGCACUGGACUUGGCCAAAACCAAGAAGAAAGAAUGGCAACAGAAACCACCCCAAGCAGAGAACAUUCCGCACAGUACCAGAGCCCCGUACAUGCCAAAGAAUGAUGAAGAAAGAACCAGCUCACCAUCGUCUGAGCAAGGUAGCUCCACAGGCAUUACAAAAGAAAAAAAUCAUAAGAUACGGUUUUGGAAAAAGAAAAAGAAGAAAGAAACAAAGUAAGUCUUUUCUGAUUAAUCACUGCUUUUAAGUCACCAUUAUUUUUAUCUUAGUCUUUUUAUACUUAUAUCAGUGUUUUUUAAAGUUGGAAUUAAUAAGAAGAUAAUGUAGUCUUGCAUUUUUUUAUAGAGAAAACAUUUGGAAAUAAUAUUUUUGUUUGCUAUUUCUUUCAUUUAUAUGGACAUUUUUAUUUCAUAGCGCAAAAGUACUUGUAGAGAUUACCCUUUGAUUU